GUCAACGGGUCUCGUCGGGGGCUUCGCAGUGCGCGUGCGUCGCAGGAGGGGAGUCCGAGGGAGAGCCAGCGCGCGAGCCGGCUGCCCAGACAAAGUUCAGGCUGAACAAAUGUUCUGAAUCAGUACAGUAGUGGACUAUCUGCAAAAACAUCGAGUAAUCAGUGUUGCAGUUAAAUUCAGUUGGACAGAUCACGGGGGAAAAUAUAUUUUUAUGAAAAAGUUCUAUCACAUCAAGUGCAGCUAUGCAUUAGAGGAAAGUAACCUGCUUGUGCAGAGAAAAAUCUACUACUUAAAAGGAUGAAUAGUGAAGAGGAAUUCUAUGACGCCGUUACAGGCUUCGAUUCCGACAAUUCAUCAGGGGAAUUUUCAGAAGCAAUUCAUAAAGUUGACGUGGAUAUCCACCAAACCAAUAGGACUGGAAGACACAAUGGAGACGGUCAGGUGCAAGAGAAUGGAAUCAAGAAACACAGAACAGCAUUACCUGCACCAAUGUUUACCAGGAGUGAUUUCAGCAUCUGGAGUAUCUUAAAAAAAUGCAUCGGACUGGAGCUGUCUAAAAUUACAAUGCCCAUUGCCUUCAAUGAGCCUCUGAGCUUCCUCCAGCGGAUAACGGAAUAUAUGGAACAUACAUACCUCAUUAAUAAAGCAUGUAGUCACUCAAACCCUCUAGAAAGAAUGCAGGCUGUUGCUGCUUUUGCUGUUUCUGCUGUAGCUUCUCAGUGGGAGAGAACUGGCAAACCAUUUAACCCUCUCCUUGGAGAAACAUACGAAUUAUCCAGGGAGGAUUUAGGUUUUAGAUUUAUUUCUGAACAAGUCAGUCAUCACCCACCUAUCAGUGCAUUUUAUUCUGAAGGUUUAAACCAGGAUUUCAUUUUUCAUGGAUCAAUUUACCCGAAGCUGAAGUUCUGGGGAAAGAGUGUGGAAGCAGAACCUCGGGGAACAAUAACACUGGAGCUUUUAAAACACAAUGAAGCUUACACGUGGACUAACCCUACCUGCUGCGUACACAAUGUAAUUAUUGGGAAGCUCUGGAUAGAACAGUAUGGAACAGUAGAAAUUGUAAAUCACAGUACUGGAGAUAAAUGUAUCCUUAACUUCAAACCAUGUGGAUUGUUUGGUAAAGAGCUUCACAGAAUAGAGGGCUAUAUCCAAGACAAGAAUAAGAAGAAACUUUCAGUGAUCUAUGGCAAAUGGACAGAAUGCUUAUGGUGUAUUGAUCCUUCGACUUAUGAAAGCUCCAAAAAGAAUGAAAGGCGAGGUGGUGGUGACCAGAAGAAACCCAAACCGAGUGAGGACGCUGACAAUGACGAAGCUGAUGAUAUGCCUGAGAUCCAAGAGACUGUGCAAGUCAUACCUGGCAGUAAACUACUUUGGAGGAUAAGUUCAAGGCCACCUAAUUCAUCCCAGAUGUACAACUUCACCAGUUUUGCUGUUACUCUUAAUGAGCUAGAAAAAGGAAUGGAAGAAAUAUUGGCUCCUACAGACUGUCGACUGCGACCAGAUAUCAGGCACAUGGAGAACGGAGAGAUAGAUCUGGCUAGCAAAGAAAAAGAGAGGCUAGAAGAAAAACAGAGAGCUGCUCGCAAGGAACGUGCAAAAGAGGAAACCGAAUGGAGGACAAGAUGGUUUUAUCAAGGUAGCAAUCCAUAUACUGGGACUCCUGACUGGUUAUACUCAGGCGGAUACUUUGACAGAAACUUCUUUGACUGUCCAGAUAUAUACUGAAAUCUUGAAUGCUGUUGCUGCUUCGCCCAGAGCUGGUCAACUUCAGCUGAUGCCAGUGACUCUGGCUUGGUCAAGAGCAGAAACCUCGCUUUUCUAAAGUAAAUUUUAAAGAAACGGUCAGUCACCGAUCAAGGAUUUGUCAUUUAAUUUUGAUUGCCAAAAUAUGAAGUGCUGUUACUUCUUUCCAUAAAACGACAGCCUGAGAUUGCUGUGUUUCAGAGGGAAGUAGUUUGCAUGUUUUUUUCUUUUCUUUCCCCCAUUAGUCAGUUUAUAUUUUAUUAUUUGUUUUUUGGCCAGAAUGAAAAUGCUGAAGCCAGUGAUGCUUGCAGCACCUUAUUAAACAUUUAACUUAUUCAAUACCGAUGACCGCUGCACAACUUCUCAUAUUUCAGCAGUAAAGGAGACCUAGAAGUAUUCACAAUGUGGUGCAACGGUGGUGAAUUGGUACGACUGAGAAACGAGGGGUCAUUGGAGAGGUAUCAUUGAGAACUGGAGUGAUUGAAUUCUUGGGAGUUAUCUGAAAGGAGUCUUAUAAUUUUAGCUGAACAGCUUUAGCAGAAAGCAUUAGGCUUAACUUGCAGUCUUGGAAACUUUCACUCUGUUUUUGCCUCCCACCUUUGGGCACCACGAUUAUCAAUUAAGCGAAGUACCUUUACUUUUUUGUUACAAUGACAACAGCAAACGACUACAUUGAAUUUUGGAACAUGGUUUAUAGGUGUUCGUAACAAACGCCUCCUUGUCCAAAGUUUCAGAAUGUAUGGGGUUUUUAAACACAAAUGCUUUGAAGAUAUUCAUAGGAAUUUGGGUGUUUUGUGUGUGCGUGUGUCAUGUUAGAAACCACGUUUUUUUGCUUUUGUCAAGAGAUGUCUGCAGUGCUGCUUGUGGCAGGCUGAGACUAUUCAGGAUUUAUUCAUAAACAUGCACUUCCUUUCCCUUCUGGAUUUACUCCAAAUCUAUCAGCUAAAAAGGUCACAUUUCUAUUUGGAUUUUCCAGUGCAUGUUCUGAAGCAUUUAUUGGGUCAUGACUGGUAGAACUUCCUUGAAAAGCAAUUUCCCUCCUCUACCCUCUGGCUAAAACUGAGUGACCUGCCUGAAGCUUUCAUCGAACUUAUAAGAGGCGUAAUUUCCUUGAGCGUUGGCUUAUUUUUGCUGACUUAAAAACAUAUCAAAGCCAUAUGAUCCCUCUGAGCUGUUAUGAAUUAUUAAAGAGAAGUGUUUUUUUUCUUGUCACCUAUACAUUUCUAGAAGGCAAGCGAUGCUCUGAAAAUAAAGUUUAGGUUGGUAGCUUAAGCAAACUUUCCGAAACAAAUUGCUGAAUUUUGCCAUCAGCUGAACGGGGGAAAGGCCGUCUUGCUAUCGUUCUGUUAAAUGUUACAGUAACUGAAAGACAACAUGAGAGAUUCGACGAUAACUAUCCACUGAUUGGUUUCUUGGCUGCAAUCCCAUCAGAUUCUGUGUGGCGACACCAGUGUGGUAGUUAAGAAUGUUUUCCUUCUCUAUUCAAAAACGUCUACAUGUUUUGAAGUUUCCUGCUUGCAAACUUCAACCAAAGACGAGAGGUGCCGGAAUUGCAUCUAAAGGAGGGAAGCUUCAGAGACCUCUUUUGGGAUGCUGGUGUUGGCAUUACAGAGGCAUUUUUUGUAUACCUUGCCGACGGAGCAGGGGAAUUAGACGGCAGCAUUUUAGUUGCAUUUCAUUCAGUUAUCCAGCAAAGAAACUUACGCUGAGAACAUUCAAGGCAAUAAAAAGACACUACAGACUGAGAGAACCGUCUUUGGCUAGCAUGCCCUUUUGUCGUCUCUGAGCUUGAUAUUGUCCUCAGGCACAAUCUUCCAAGCGUUGUGUGUCGGGAGACGUUUAAGCCCCCCCAUUCGUUUCAGCAGGGCUAAGAAGUGCUCGAUAAGCACCAUUCCUACAUAAGAAGAGCCCUGCUGGAUCAGACCAGUGGUCCAUAUAGUCCAGCCUCCUGUCUCUCAUAGUGGCCAACCAUUUAUUCUGGAGGGCCAGCCACGGGGCAUCGAGGCCAAGGCCUUCUCCAAAUGUUGCCUCCUGGCACUGAUAUUCAGAGGUGUACUACCUCUGCAUAUGGAGGCUCCUGGUGACACUUCAAGUCUCUACUCAUCUAGCCUCCACAGUGUUUUCCGUUCCAUCCUGCGAUGAAUAAAUGUUGUAAAUGCACACACCAGUAUACAUAAACUGUUAAUAAGCUUUUCACUAGAUAUAAUACAAAUGCGCUGCAGGCCCUUGUUAUAAGCAUAUAAUUUACCAACAGCUGCCUCAAUUCAGAGGGGAGCAGAUUUCACUGUCCGUCCCAUUCCUGUGCCAGAUAGACACUUGGCCAGAGAUGAUGGCAUAGUUGGCAGCCCAGGGCGUGGAGCCUGCUGCUCUUAUUGCAGCUCUUCAAGGUAAGGUGACAGCUAUCCUCCCACGCCUGACUGUUGGACGUGAGGUAGCCUGAAUUCCUAUGGUGGCAAUUUGUUGAUGGAAUGGGUUGAGAAAAGGGCGGAAGCUCUCUUCCAUCCGUGGAUUGCCGCUCGCUGGUUCAAGGCCACUGUGUGCCCUUACCAGUGGAAGUUCUGGGGAAAAACUAUGUUGAGCCAGAAAUCUGUAUUAAAACUACUAGUAGCUACUCUGGCCUUCUUCAUAAAGAUGCGUGGAGGCAUGCUAUAGUUUUUAAUUAGAAGGAAUAUUUUAAAUUUUGAAUUGCCAGAAUAAACACAGCUGACCUAUUCUUUUUUUUAAAAAAGGCUUAGAAGGGAUAUUUCUUCCAUAUUGCACCACAAGAUGAAAAUGUCAUCCUAGCAUAUUUGAAAUUUUCAUUAUUUUUUUUUUUAAAAAUCAUUGGUGACGAUAAUAUGCUAUGCCCAGUUUUAUUAUAUAAAAAAAGAUUUAAUAUUUUCUACUGGUUAGCUUUUUGCUUAAUCAACUUGCAUUUGAAUUACACGUAAAUCAUGAUCUCAUGUUAUGCCUCCCGUCCUCCUUCGUCCUGCCAGCCGGUGUAGAGGCUCAAUGUCCUUGAAAUACCUGACUGGUGUAUAAAGGAAAGGGGAAAGACCGGCGGGUCUGUGUUUGAAGGAAGCCUGGAACAGCCAGCUUGUGUGGGAGGCAGGGGAGGUUCUCCCAUAUUCAUUUUAACUCCUAGCCUGUCUCUUCUCCAAGGCAGCUGGCAAACUAAAAACAACACACCACAAUAGCGUCAGAUUGAAAUACAGACUAGAGCCUGCGACCCUUUAAAAGCUUUGCCCAUAAAAUUUAAACCCUUAAAAAAAACAAAGAUACUUGCCUGUUUCGUUUACGUUGUAUCUGCACUUAUCAGUACCGCUGUCAUCACUUGAGCACUGCCUUACAAAGUAAGUUGACCAUUUGACCCUUCCAUGGGGGGGGGAAAGCACUUUUUAAAAUAAUCAUGUUAAAAUAUUAAGGUAGAUGUUAAAGUAAAUGUUAACUUAAAUAUUUUUAUGAGGAUAGUUACUUAUUUUCUUGGCUGCUCACUUUCAGUUGUAUCCACCUUGAUACGUUGAUUUGAUGUUUAAGACUGGCGCACGCAUUAGCCCUCAAUCCAUAGGUGCUGAUGGGCACUCAAAAACUUUGAUGUGCAUACGGUUCUCUGCAAACAGGAGCUUUCCUCUUCCACUCCAGUGUCAGGGAGAAUUCCAUAUAUGAAUCACUAGUGCCUGUAGUAUAUGUACUGAUGCUAUAGUACAUGGGAAAGUCUCUGCUUGCCUGAAGUUCCAUGUCAACAUAAAAGCCCUGUGAAACUUUAGUCGGAGGGACUGCUUUCCCUCCUGCAUGCUGUGUCAAUAGGUAGCUGCUAUGUUUCCUUCCAGGCCGGUACAAGCUUACCUCUAAGCAAUAACUAAAUGGCCUUUGCUUGAGGUAUGCAAAGAGUUAACACUAGACUACCUUUGGCAUAGCGUGAUGAAACAGGCAAUUAACCUGGGAUACAGCUGGCUUAACCCGGGGAUGAGUACGGCAGAAAUGUAAUGCAUCCACAAACCUUUCAUAUCCCUCCCCAGCUUCAUUUCAACAAGCAGCAGAGUUGGCUGCGUUAUCCCUACAUGGGUUGCGAGAGGAUGCCGGAAUUUAAAUAGCACUACAAAUCUCUCGACUCCUCUGGCAGGAUUAUCUUAAUUGGAGAAUGUCAGUUCUUUUUUAUUUCACAUCAAAAGAUUUAAGAUCCAGCUAAAUAGUUACACAUUUUACCUGAUGCGUCUUCUAAAAUCCGGCUGCCUACAUAACUCAGGUUAGCCCCAUCUCAUUAGACCUCAAGAGCUAAGCAAGAUUGGCAGUGGUUAGUACUUGGAUGGGAGACCAUCAAUGAAGACCGGGGUUGCUAUGCAGAGGAAGGCAAUGGCAAACCACCUGCCUUGAAAACCCCUUGAUGGAGCUGCCAUAAGUCGGUCGUGACUUGGUGCCCCCCACUCCCAAGUUAAAAGGGAAUGAAAGGUGUGUGAAUUGCAACUUCUUGAUGGAUGGAGUUUGGUGAAACUCUCUUGAUUCCUUCCAAAAUUUACAAGUAUAAUUUGGUGUAUGGCCUUUUGCAACUCGACUGCAAUUUGGGAUGGCUCAUUCCACUCUUAAAGCUGCAACUCUUCUGAAUUUGCACAUUUGCCCACUCUUAGCUCCCAGGCUGGGAAACAAACCUGAUUUUAGUCUCUACCUAACUACAAAUUUUUUAUCGUGUUUUAUUCUGCCUUUUGAAUCUGAUGAUCAGUAAAUUAAGAAGCAAAUUAUGUGUGAAAUGCAAGCAGUCCUUCCUUACUAAAUUGAAAUCUUUUUCACAGCCCAAAGUUGCUCCCCAAUUCUAGAAAGGUUGCAAAGGGCCAUUCAGGUAACUUGUGAUUCUGAAGAAAAUUUAAAAAUGUGUGUUGUGAAUCAUCCAAAUGGUUCAGGUACCUGGUGUGGUCUCUCUCCUGUUCACUGUACUCUGUGUAUUUUAAUGUUGCAAAUAAAAUGUUGAUGUUCCGGUUUAUGUAGUGCUUUAAACUCACAUAUUAAUUUGACAAUGUACCGUAGUGUUGCCUCUCGAAAUACACACGUGAUUGGGGUUAAUUGUAAAAUAAAGCAAUACUUAAAUACAUGUAAAGCUAACGGUUCUAACACAGAAAAUUGAUUUUUUUUAAAGUAUGGUUUUUAUAGCAUGGAAGAAUUCAACAUAUUACCCCUCUCCCCUCCCCCAUCUCAGUCCACUCUGCUGUUGCUGCUGCUAUUGCUCUUCUUUUUUGCCUUACUUACUUCACUGUAUCCUUGUUUAAUGAUGAUUUACAUAGGUGGGUCAAUCCACUGGGAAUGUCUUUCAUCCAAACCCCAUUUGAAAGAGGGCUUGCGCAAGAGUAACUGUCCAGGCUGUACGCUUGUGCACCUUCCCCAGUUUACUUAAGUGGGGCUUGCACCAGAGAGCAUUUCCUAGCAGAGUAUACCCAUUGUGUUUUUUUUCUUUUGCCUUAUCCAUGUUGCAUGAAAAUGUUGGAGGAUAAUAAUAAAAAGGCUUUAGUGAAAUGGAUUUAUUUUUAUAAUAUUUAAUAACUGUCAAUACCCAUCUAUAUUAACGAUACAAAAUCAUAUUUACCUUUUUAGAGAAGUCUGUACAGGUUUGUGGACAUAAAUGUUUAAAACUGUAAAUCUGAAUAAAGCUUGUUUUGGAGAAGA
Messenger RNA from Eublepharis macularius, 7374 nucleotides. It is a transcript of the gene OSBPL2, whose product is annotated as oxysterol binding protein like 2. The record is from RefSeq and is a predicted model, not a curated record. Lineage: Eukaryota; Metazoa; Chordata; Lepidosauria; Squamata; Eublepharidae. The transcript is spliced from 15 exons. Gene Ontology annotation, molecular function: cholesterol binding. The coding region runs from base 298 to 1725 and encodes 475 amino acids. Gene Ontology annotation, cellular component: cytosol; intracellular membrane-bounded organelle; membrane.